AUGCUCAACGUCAUUAUUGUCGGUGCCGGAAUUGCGGGCCUAUCGGCAGCCAUUUCGCUUCGACGGGCUGGCCACUGCGUCCACUUAUACGAGAAGUCGUCGAUGAACAACGAGAUCGGUGCUGCCAUACACGUACCUCCCAAUGCGAGCAGAUUUCUGACAGCCUGGGGGCUGGAUCCUGUUCGAUGGCGCUGGGUAAGGGCGCGGCAUGCGGACUUGGUUGAUCCUUUUACUCUGCAGCCGAGAGCUGCCGUGUACAACGAGAAGUCGGCUGCUUCUGUAGGCGGCCUACCCCUGUGGUUAUCCCAUCGUGUCGACCUACACAAUGCUUUGAAAUGGAUGGCCACCAGAUCUGAUGGCCCUGGUGCUCCGGCCACGAUUCACCUAGACUCGCUGGUGAUGGCAUUGAAUCCUUUGAAACCAUCCAUCACGCUCGCAACUGGGCGUGAAAUAUGUGGCGAUCUAGUCAUUGCGGCUGACGGUGUCCACUCCAUCGCUCCCGAAGCCAUCUUGGGCCGUAAAGUCGAAGCCGUUGAUCCCGUGCACGCAAAUUACUGCUAUCGCUUCCUCAUCCCUGUAGAGACGUUGGAGGCAGAUCCUGAAACCAAAUUCUUUACCGAGGGCCGUGAUGGGUACAGUCAACUAUUUGCAGACGACAACUCACUACGCCGACUCGUAGUAUAUCCUUGUCGAAACAAAGCAACGGAUGUCAAGUGUUGGCCACUACUCUACCGACAUCCCUUACCAACCUGGAGCAAGGGUCGAUUGACACUGGCUGGCGAUUCUGCACAUCCAAUGCUGCCUCAUCAGGGUCAAGGCGGCGCCCAAGGGCUUGAGGAUGGCCUUGCUCUUGGCAUCAUUCUUUGUGGUGCCAAGACGCCGGCCGAAAUAGAAAGGCGUUUGGAGAUUUAUUAUACGACUCGACAUAGAAGAACAAGCGUCAUUCAAAUUCUCAGCAACGUUGGCGCGGAUCAGGCAGGCCUGGUGCGAGACGAACUACGCCAGUACAUGAGCGACGACGAAAUACCCCGUAAGUGUCAUGGCAUGGCUGUUCAUAGCAAGUCCAGCUAA
This is a messenger RNA of Metarhizium acridum CQMa 102, 1071 nucleotides long. NCBI's taxonomy places the organism in Eukaryota, Fungi, Ascomycota, Sordariomycetes, Hypocreales, Clavicipitaceae. The record is from RefSeq and is a predicted model, not a curated record.